Messenger RNA from Penicillium psychrosexuale, 237 nucleotides. RefSeq lists its product as uncharacterized. The transcript is spliced from 2 exons. The coding region runs from base 1 to 237 and encodes 78 amino acids. NCBI's taxonomy places the organism in Eukaryota, Fungi, Ascomycota, Eurotiomycetes, Eurotiales, Aspergillaceae. The record is from RefSeq and is a predicted model, not a curated record.
AUGUUCUAUCUCAGAUCUGAGACAAUCGAAGCUCUCAUUCAGAACGACUUCCUGGAAUCAAGUUUCUGUUUAUCUCGCAGGAGACGGAUGUUCAAGGGAGACAACCGGGGCGUCUUCAUUACGACCCAGACCGCGGCCGGUGAACAAGUUCCAAGAAGUCGUCGAGACAUGUUCUUCGAGGUUCUUUCUGAUGUCUGGCCAUCCGAUUCAGAGCAGAUUGGCUGGAUCGACGCGUAG